Messenger RNA from Otolemur garnettii (small-eared galago), 2476 nucleotides. RefSeq names its product DNA polymerase eta (gene POLH). Gene Ontology annotation, biological process: error-prone translesion synthesis; response to radiation. Bases 282 to 2414 code for a protein of 710 amino acids. Gene Ontology annotation, molecular function: DNA-directed DNA polymerase activity; damaged DNA binding. The record is from RefSeq and is a predicted model, not a curated record. Lineage: Eukaryota; Metazoa; Chordata; Mammalia; Primates; Galagidae. Gene Ontology annotation, cellular component: nucleus; site of double-strand break; replication fork. The transcript has 11 exons.
GGCGCGCGGUGUCUGACCGCAAUCAGGCGAGCUUGCUGCUGAGAGCGCUCUCUUUGGCUGAAUCUCGUUGGGCUUCGCGGACGGUUAUGCCGAUAGGAUCCUCUGCGACCCUGUGCCGUUGCUCCAUCGUCACGGGGAAUAAAUCUUAGAACUCGCUGGGCCGCUCCCCGAAAGGCGGUAAUAUAUUUUAGACGCCCUCAUUUUCCUUCCAUUGGACACCGAGCCCAGCAUCUACCGCAUCUGCUGUGGGCACUUGUGCUGGGUGUUUGCUGCCUUGAAAAAUGGCUGCUGGACUGGAUCGGGUGGUUGCUCUUGUGGACAUGGACUGUUUUUUUGUUCAAGUGGAACAACAACAAAAUCCUCAUUUAAGAAAUAAGCCUUGUGCAGUUGUGCAGUACAAAUCAUGGAAGGGUGGUGGAAUAAUUGCAGUGAGCUAUGAAGCUCGUGCAUUUGGGGUCACUAGAAACAUGUGGGCAGAUGAUGCUAAGAAGUUAUGUCCAGAUCUUCUACUGGCACAAGUUCGUGAGUCCCGUGGGAAAGCUAAUCUCACUAAGUACCGGGAAGCCAGUGUUGAAGUGAUGGAGGUAAUGUCCCGUUUUGCUGUGAUUGAACGUGCCAGCAUUGAUGAAGCUUAUGUAGAUCUGACCAGUGCUGUACAAGAGAGACUACAAAAGCUGCAAGGUCAGCCUAUCUCAGCAGACUUAUUGCCAACCACUUACAUUGAAGGGUUACCCAGAAACCCUGCAACAGCAGAAGAGGCUGUUCAGAAAGAGAAGAUGCGAAAUCAAGGUUUACUUCAAUGGCUUCAUUCUCUUCAGUCUGAUGACAGCACUUCUCCAGACCUGCAGCUCACCGUGGGAGCAAUGAUUGUGGAGGAAAUGAGAGCAGCCAUAGAGAAGCAGACUGGUUUUCAGUGUUCAGCUGGAAUUUCACAUAAUAAGGUCCUGGCAAAAUUGGCUUGUGGACUAAACAAGCCCAACCGCCAGACUCUGGUCUCACAUGCGUCAGUCCCACAGCUCUUUAGCCAAAUGCCCAUUCGCAAAAUCCGUAGUCUUGGAGGAAAGCUAGGGGCCUCUGUCAUUGAAAUCCUAGGGGUGGAAUAUAUGGGUGAACUGACCCAGUUCACUGAAUCUCAGCUCCAGAGUCAUUUUGGGGGAAAGAAUGGGUCUUGGCUAUAUGCCAUGUGCAGAGGGAUUGAACAUGAUCCAGUUAAACCCAGGCAACUACCCAAAACCAUUGGCUGUAGCAAAAACUUCCCAGGAAAAACAGCUCUGUCUACUCGGGAGCAGGUACAAUGGUGGCUUUUGCAGUUGGCCCAGGAACUAGAGGAGAGACUGACCAAAGACCGAAAUGAUAAUGACAGGGUGGCCACCCAGUUGACUGUGAGCAUUCGUGUGCAAGGAGACAAACGUCUCAGCAGCCUUCGCCGCUGCUGUGCCCUUAGCCGCUAUGAUGCUUACAAGAUGAGCCAUGAUGCAUUUGCUGUUAUCAAGAAUUGUAAUACUUCUGGAAUCCAGACUGAAUGGUCCCCUCCUCUCACAAUGCUUUUCCUCUGUGCUACCAAAUUCUCUGCCUCUGCCCCUUCAUCUUGCACAGACAUCACCGUCUUCUUGAGCAGUGACCCCAGUUCUCUUCCAAAGGUGCCAGUUACCAGUUCAGAAGCUAAGACCCAGGCAAGUGACCCAGGGGUGACAGCCCCUAAGAAAGCAACCACUUCUCUGGAAUCAUUCUUCCAAAAAGUUACAGAAAAGCAGAAAGUCAAAGAAGCUUCACUUUCAUCUUUUACUGCUACCACUCAGGCCCUCACAAGCAAUUCACCAUCCAAGUUAUCACCUUUUCAAACCAGUCAAACUAUAGGAACUGAGUCUUUCUUUAAGCAGAAAAGUCUGCUUCUAAAACAGAAGCACCUUAAUUCUUCAGUUCCUUUCCCUCCACAAAAUCCCUGGCCUAACUCUGAAGGGUUAACAAAUAAUGUUCCAACAGAGAAUCCAAAUUGUGCCCCUGUUUGUGAAGGAGUGUUGAAGCUAGAAUUCUGUAAAGCAACUCCUGCAGUGGUGGAAUUGACCCAGGACAGCCCAAGCAUGCUUGCUUCUUCAGUUUCCAAGUCUGCUCUCGGCGUAGCUGAGAAGGCAACUACCAGUUCAAGUCUUCUAGCUGCUGAGGACCAGGUGCCCUGUGAGAAGUGUGGCUCCCUGGUACCAGUAUGGGAGAUGCCAGAACACAUGGAUUACCACUUUGCAUUAGAGUUGCAGAAAUCCUUUUUGCAGCCCCAGUCCUCAAAUCCCCAUGUUGUAACUGCCUCGUCUCCUCAAGGCAAAAGAAAUCCCAAGAGCCCUUUGGCCUCCGGUAAUAAACGCCCAAGGCCUGAGGGCAUGCAGACAUUGGAAUCAUUUUUUAAGCCAUUAACACAUUAGUGCUGCCCUCAGGCUUGCUAUGGGAUUGUAAUUUUUUUUUUUUUUUGAGACAGCAUCUCCCU